This is a messenger RNA of Mercenaria mercenaria, 575 nucleotides long. RefSeq names its product von Willebrand factor D and EGF domain-containing protein-like. The transcript has 5 exons. NCBI's taxonomy places the organism in Eukaryota, Metazoa, Mollusca, Bivalvia, Venerida, Veneridae. The record is from RefSeq and is a predicted model, not a curated record. The coding region runs from base 9 to 575 and encodes 188 amino acids.
UCUACCACAUGUCAAAAGCUGGAGAAUUUACAAUGUAUGAAAGCACGGCUCGUCCAUUUCAGAUUCAGAUACGUACACAGCCGUAUGUUCAUAACAACCGCACAUACAAUGUCAUAUGUGCCGCUGCAGUACAGGAAAGCAAUGAUGUUAUUGUUGUAGACAUGUGCCACGUCAGUCAUUCCACCACACCACUAAAGGUUAUUUUUCCAAAUGGCAAAUUAUCUGCGGGAACAAUUGUGUCCAGAAGCCUUAGUUAUAUGUCGCCUGUGGUCAAUAUCACUUUUUCAUCUGGAGCUUUUGUGACUGUUAAGGCUUAUGAAACGUUCCUCGUGAUAUUUGCUCAUUCCGCAAAAGAAGACUUUAAUGCUACAAGAGGACUGUGUGGAAUAUUUGAUGGGAACAUAGACAAUGACUUAACUCGGCCAAAUCUACAUGUCGACUUGUUUCCCCCUAAUUUUCAAGACCCUUUUGCUGAUUCCUGGAGAAUUCCACAAUGGCUGUCCAUAUUUCACAAAUUCGGUAUAAGGAAACGAAAUACUAAAGGCAAGUAUGAAAAUAUUGUUCCAGACCACUGA